AUGUCGGUUUCUUUUGCUCCAGAAUGCACGCCUGCUAAGAAUGCUUAUGAUGAUUGUUUUAACAAGUGGUACACUGAAAAGUUUUUGAAAGGCAAAUCGAUUGAAAAUGAAUGUACCGAGUUUUGGGACACUUAUAUCACUUGUAUCAAUGCCAACUUGGCCAAGCAAGGUAUAAAGCCAAUGCUAGAUAAGGCUAGAGAGGACCAACCAUUUAGCCACGAAGAAAUUCAAGAUAGUUUAAAGGAGCUGGAUAAAUGA
Molecule: messenger RNA, 258 nt
Organism: Lodderomyces parapsilosis
Lineage: Eukaryota; Fungi; Ascomycota; Pichiomycetes; Serinales; Debaryomycetaceae
Exons: 1
Coding region: 1-258 (85 amino acids)
Source: RefSeq, a predicted model, not a curated record